Eublepharis macularius is the source of this 4702-nucleotide messenger RNA. It is a transcript of the gene PPT2, whose product is annotated as palmitoyl-protein thioesterase 2. The record is from RefSeq and is a predicted model, not a curated record. Gene Ontology annotation, cellular component: lysosome. Bases 82 to 969 code for a protein of 295 amino acids. The transcript has 9 exons. Gene Ontology annotation, molecular function: thiolester hydrolase activity. Lineage: Eukaryota; Metazoa; Chordata; Lepidosauria; Squamata; Eublepharidae.
CAGAGAGAGACGCGCAGAAAGAGAUCAGCUGGCGGAUGGGGGCAGGGACGCGGUUGGUGCAUUGAUCCAGCUGGCAGGAUCAUGCGGCAGCGCCGGGGCUGCAUCAGAGUGCUGGCUCCAUUCUGCGUCCUGGUUAUCUUCCUCUUACUCACGCUGACUGCUUCCUACAAGCCGGUCAUUGUCGUCCAUGGCCUCUUUGACAGCCCUUCCGACUUUGGAGCCCUGUUAGAGUUUAUCAAUGAGACCCACCCAGGAACCAACGUGACGGUUGUUGAUUUAUUUGACCGCACCGAGAGCUUGAAACCGCUUUGGAUGCAGGUGGAGGGGUUCAGGCAAGUCAUGUACCCCAUUAUGCAAAAUGCCGUUGAUGGGGUCCACCUCCUCUGUUACUCUCAAGGAGGACUGAUCUGCCGCGCUCUCCUCUCCACGAUGCCCGAUCACAACGUGGACACCUUCAUAUCUCUCUCUUCCCCACAAAUGGGACAAUAUGGGGACACCAAGUACUUAAAAUGGCUGUUUCCUGAACACAUGAAAUCCAAUCUAUAUCGCUUGUGCUACACACAACUGGGCCAGGAUUUCUCUAUCUGUAACUAUUGGAAUGAUCCACAUCAUCGAGAUCUUUACCUCAACAACAGCAAUUUCCUGGCCCUGUUGAAUGAUGAGAAGGUCAACCCCAACGCUACAGCCUGGAAGAAGAACCUCCUGCGGAUCCGGAAGAUGAUUUUGAUUGGGGGUCCGGAUGAUGGUGUUAUUACACCGUGGCAGUCCAGCCUUUUCGCCUUCUAUGAUGAUAACGAGACAGUGAGAGAAAUGAAGUCCCAGUCGGUCUACCUUCAGGACACGUUUGGUCUGAAGACCCUGGAUGCUCGUGGUGAUAUCGUUUUCUACACAAUGCCUGGUGUCUCCCACACAUUGUGGCACUCCAAUCGCACUGUCUAUGACAGAUGCAUCUCUCCCUGGCUGACGUAGCUGGUGGGCCCCAGAGAAGAGCAAAUGGAGGAGAGGGCCCUCAAGGAAGAUGUGCUACCUUCUUACCUCGCCUUGGUACUUCUCCUCCCACAGAGAAGAAUCCUUGUUUGUUACCUGUAGUUUUUCUAGGAUGAUUGAUAUUUUCUUUCAUAGUGGAAGAAGCUUUUCUGUGGGAAUUUUGCGGCAGGGGCUGGCAGCUAUUUUAUGGGUUCCAGAGUGCUGCGUUGUGGGGAAGGGAGGCAUGUUUGAACUAUUAAAACUACAAUUGGGGGGUUUUUUGCAGAGGAAGAACCACAAAAAGGAACUGUUUGGCAGGAUGUUGGAUUUUUUUGUAAGAAGCUGAAUUUGGCAGAGAGACUGAGAAGAAGGAAUUUUGAUUAUAUUUAAAAGGCGAUGCAAGGCAGAAACAGUCUUAUUCUUCAUUCUCAAACUGUGACAGAAAUGUAUACAGAAACUGUAGAAACCCCUCUGCUCCCCUCCACCCUGCAGCCAGUUGAAAUUUUGCCCCAGAAGACUUUGCCAUAAGCUCUGAGAGAAUCUUUUAAGUUGCUCAUAUCCUGGCCCUCCAAAAAUCCCUUUUGACUUUAGUAACCUCAAAAGUUUAGUGAAUCAAAUUGUAUGUCUGACUGAAAAAUUGUUCUUGUUUUUUCCCCUCCCCCUCUUCUAGAAGCACACUUUCAGGAUCUCAGGAUGAUGAAAGAAAAUUGAUCUAGACUGAGAAAUUUCAUAACUUGUUCCACCUGUUUCAAAAAUCCCUCUACUGUAAGGAACAGCUGUUAGCUGAUUCAAGGGACUUCUACUAGGAUCUCCUCUCGCUCUUGAAGAAAACUUCAGAGUUUCAUACUUUGACAGUAUUAAUUCUCUUUCAUCCCGGUACAGUACAACCUAAGCAAUAGGACUCAGGUUUAACUUUAACCUCAAAAUGGGGUACACAGAAGGGAAUCCUGGAGAUUCCAGUUAGUUGCAUGUUAAGCUGUGUUUGGUGAAUUUCAAGGUACUAUUUCAUAGUAGGAAACUUUAUUCUUGCAAAUGAAGAAAAUGUAGAGAUGUUGUUUAUGUUGCACAGAAUGGAGUGAUCAGAGCAAAGUAGCAAAAUUAUGGAGAGUGAUAUAUGUUAGGCUGAGAUCUCAUGUUCGGUAAUCAUGAGGUGAAUGAUGUGGUAGCUGUCCAGACUGUCUCUUCAUGUGGCGCGUACCGCACAUUGAUCUGAGAGUCUGUUUCUUUUGUGCGAGUUUCUGCAGGCACACCUUGCCCUUUUUUUCCAUGUCAGUCAUCUGUGAGAUAUUAGACUGACUAAGGGCCGAGCUACAUGUUACAUUUUUUAGUGAGUCUGUGUUCCCUGGACCUGACUUGCUUUCCCCACAACCGCACAGCAGCUGCAGGGAAUGUCCUUUUUAAAAUGUGCAGAGCCCUGAUUCUCCUUGGAGCUGCAGUGUGGGGGAGGAGGGGCUCAGGUGGAGCUCCUAAUGUUUGCAAAUAACUUCACGUUGGGGCCAUUUUGGCUAGGGAACAUGGCACCUGGGGGAGGAAUACAGGAGCCCCUCCUUCCCUCACACUGCAGUUCCAAGCAGAAUCGAGCUUCUGCCAGUUUUUAAAAGGACAUGCUCCGCAGCUGCUGUGUGGCUGUGGGGAAUGCCAGUUGGGUUUGGGAAAGUGGAGAAACCUGGAACCGAGUUGCCAAAAAACAUAACAUGUAGUAGCUGCAAGUAAAGUACCCAUUUGGAUGUUCCAGCUGCAGCUGCCCUGCAGUUCACUAUUUGAGCCGAUUUAUUUUUAAUCCACUUCUAAGGGGGGAAACGCAGGAACUGGAUGAUGUCUGCCCGAGUGGGUUAGAGACUACAGAGAAGGCAACAAAAUGAAAGGAUGACGACCUGACUCUGCAAUAAGAACUGAGUGAGCAGACUAAUAACUGUAGUGCAGGCAUGACCGUGUGUGCAUGUUUGUGCUGAUGCAUAAAAUGCCAUGCGUACAGGCAACACACACAAGUUAUAUUGCAGCUUUGGAAGAUGUAAAUGCAGUGCACUGAGGACUUACCCUGAGAUGUAAAUGCAGUGCACUGAAGAAUUACACUGAGAUGCAAAUGCAGUGCACUGAGGGAUUGUUAAGUGGAGGCGUGUUUGGAAAUUUGACAUCAUCACCCACAACCUGAAGAGGAGCACUCUAGAAUUCUACCCCCUCGGUCUUUGUGGUGUGGUUUUGUUUUUUACUUGAGUCAGGCGCAGAUGAAAGAGAAAUCCUUUGAGGUGGCAACAGUCAGAGCUGUUUGUGUACUCUACCCAGGAAACAAAUAGGUAGUGUUCCCAUUUUGUUAUAUGAGUUAAAUAUAUUUGCAUAAACUGCCCUCGUUUGCAUAAAUUUGUCCAAGGUGUGGUACUUUGAGAUUUCUGUAACAGCUGCCAAAGAAUAGAGAAAUAAGGUGAGGUGCUUCCACUGGGGCACAUCAAAUGGUGACCUUGAGGGGGAAAAACUAGAUGGGAGAAGUCUUGACAAAAUUCUCACUGUGCCUAGGGUUGCCAGCCUCCUGGUUGGGACCUGGAGAUCUCCUAGAAUUACAAGUGAUCUCCAGAUGACAGAUCAGUUACCCUGGAGAUAAUAGUUGCUUUGGAGGGUGGACUCUAUGGCAUUAUACCCUGCUGAGGUCCCAAAUCCUCCCUUCCCCGAGGUCCACCCCCAGAUCUCCAGGAAUUUCCCAUGCUGGAGUUGGCAGCCCUAACUGCACCAGAAGUCGGCAGAAGAGGAAGGAGAGGAGAUGUCCGUAGUGCAGAUUUGCUGGCAGGCACUGGCCACCCAUCAUCACUCCUGAUCCCUCUCCCCAUCACGAACAGCUUUGGGCAGAGGGAAGGAUGCACCAGAAUGCAUUACUUCUUGUGGGGCAAAAACCAUGAGGUGCAGUGAGGAGCAAAAAGGGUAGAAACAUGGAAUGAAAGGGCAGGGAGUACUGUUAGAUGUAGAUGCCCUGUUCCUUGGGGCCUGUCCCGCUCUUCCCUUUUGAUGUUUUCUACUCCCCAACAACCACGAUCUCUAGAAAGUUGGCUUUUAAAAAAACUUAGAAUGCAACUCAACAUGUGGUUACAUGUUUAUGGAAUACACACAACUCUUUGUUUUCAAAGUGUGUGGAACAAAAAGGCUCACCUGUAGAAAGAAAGAAGAAAAUCAGGACACUUUGCUGUAUUUUGUAUGGUAACAGAUAGCCUAGUGAGACAGGAUGGGAUUGUCUACAGGGAUUUCCCCCCCAUUAAAGUGAGGCAAGCCUCAAAAAUAUUUUAUGGUACUCGGAAUAAUCUGAAGUGAUCUGCAAAGCUAGCUUCGUGAGGAAGAGAGGUGGUUUGCACAAUUAAAGUCUGAAAAUGUUUACAAACAGCUUGGAAAUCUGUAGCUGAGUUCUGAGGUGCUUCGGCACACUGCUGCUACUUUUAGGUGAAUAGUGUAUACUGUUGAUUCUUGAGGAACUUUUUAGUGGUAAGCUCAAGGAAUUGUGGUUGGAGAGUGAGUUAUCUAAAUCUGUGAGUAUUUAAGACUUAGCUCAGAAUUGGGGUGAGAGAGAAAUUGGAGGGGAGAACAACACAUGAGUUCUUAGAUAAAAGCAUGGAGUCUAGUUAAAAUGGAAGAGGUGGGGAGUGGCAGCACUCAGGACUCCUGGCCUACGUUUACAUGAACCAACGCUAUAGUAGUGCUUCGUUUGGCUUAGCCAGGACCAUGGCCGUUUCCACACGGCUUACCUCUGCCCGUAACA